GUUGUUGUUUCGAUCCGGUUCUAUCCUUUUCGCGUGCCAUCAGUGGCCCAACGUGCUCCGCAAAAAUGGCACUUUAUAAUUUCAAGAAGAUUAUGGUGGUUCCUACAUCAAAGGUACGUUUUUACACGUUUUACAAGUUGUUGAUGUGUCUCUCCAGAAAAUAGCGACUCUAAAUACUGAAAACAUACUGUUUAUCGGGUUUGAAUUAAAUAUCUGGAGAGAGACACGUGUUGUGCUUGGGAAGGGAGAGAAAAGCUACGCAUGACAUUCCUUAUUUUUUUGGUCGACAAAAUACAUACAAAUGCGUGUCUAGUGAUGUGAAUUGUUUGUUAUUGUAAAAUACAUAGUAUUGACAAGGUUUUGGUUUACAUUGACCUCGUUCAAUGUACUGAUUGCCAUUCCCUGUUUAUUUCACAGGAAUUCAUUGACAUCACUUUAUCGAAAACCCAAAGGAAGACUCCGACAGUAGUACACAAACAUUAUCAAAUUCACCGCAUCAGGCAUUUCUACAUGCGCAAGGUGAAAUUCACCCAACAGAACUAUCAUGACCGGCUCUCCCAGAUUUUGACAGACUUUCCCAAAUUGGACGUAAGUAAUGUUAUUACUUUGAAAGUCUUGUAAUAUUCACACACUAACAAGUUCCACUUUGUCCCAAUGAAUAUGAUAUUGUCUUCCACAGGAUAUCCAUCCAUUCUAUGCUGAUUUGAUGAAUGUCUUGUAUGACAAAGACCAUUACAAGUUGGCUUUGGGACAGAUCAACAUCGCAAAGAAUUUGAUUGACAAGUAUGAAGCUUACUUUUUCCACUUUUUUGGGGUUGCUUACACUGAUAAUGUAUGCUGGUCAAUUUGGAGCAGUCCCACUCAAAUGUGUUCUUGUUAAAGUGUUUCCAAAGACUAUGUUCGACUGAUGAAGUAUGGUGAUUCCCUGUACCGCUGUAAACAACUGAAGCGCGCUGCUCUGGGUCGAAUGUGCACCAUCAUGAAGCGACAGAAACAAAGCUUGGAAUACCUGGAACAAGGUAAUCUUUUAGUUAUUUACUUUGUUUGAUGAAAGGUGAAGUGUGCAUGUCUGAAAAUGGCUCCGGUGUGCAUAUGCUAGACGAUACUGCAGACAUUUGGCUCCAGUUGUCAUUGUUGUUAUGUUGUUUACAUUUUGUUAUUGUUGUUUUUACAGUGCGCCAGCAUCUUUCCCGUUUACCAACGAUUGAUCCCAACACUCGGACUCUACUGCUUUGUGGAUAUCCUAAUGUGGGCAAGUCCAGUUUCAUCAACAAGGUAUUGUUGUUAUUCUUUGUCAGUUCAAUGGUUGGUAGAACCUUUAGUGUUAAAAUACAAUUGUAUUGGUCACAUGCGCCGAAUACAACAGGUGUAGACUUUACAGUAAAAUGCUUACUUACGAGCCCAUUCCCAACAACGCAGAGUUAAAAAGUAAGACAAAUAUUUGCUAAAUAAAAAAGCUGAUAGUAACUCAAAAACAAUAACGAGGCUAUAUACAAGGAGUACCAGUACCGAGUCAAUGUGCAGGGGUAUGCGGUGGUUGAGGUAAUACAGUAUGUACAUGUGGGUAGGGGUAAAAGUGAUUAGGCAAUCAGGAUACAUAAGAAACAGUAGCAGCAGCAUGUGUUUUUGUGUGUUAGUGUUAUUUUAGUAUGUGUGCAUAGAGCCAGUGCAAAGCAAUUAAGAUAAAUAAUCAAGUGGGUCAUUGUAAAUAGUCUGGGUAGCCAUUCGAUUAACUGUUCAGCAGUCUGAUGGCUUGGGGGUAGAAGCUGUUCAGGUGCCUUUUGGGCCCAGACUUGCCGCUCCGGUACCGCUUGCCGUGCAGUUGCAGAGAGAACAGUGUAUGACUUGGGGGCUGGAGUCUUGGACAAUUUUUAGGGCCUUCCCCUGACAUCGCCUGUUAUAGAGGUCCUGGAUGGCAGGGAGUUUGGCCCCAGUGAUACCUGUAGCGCCUUGCGGUCGGAAUGCCAAGCAGUUGUCAUACCAAGCGGUGAUGCAGCCAGUCAAGAUGCUCUCAAUGGUGCAGCUGUAGAACUUUUUGAGGAUCUGGUGGCCCAUGCCAAAUCCAUUAGUUGUUUGGUGUGUUUAAGUAAUGUUUCUGCACCGUUUUAGCAGCCAUUGUUAGUGGCAUUACAACAGGUUUCUUGUCUGCAUUGCUGCACGGUGUAUCGAUCUUAGUUGGGUCGUUGUAAAUAAUGUUGUCAAUGACUUCCCUGUUAAAAUAAAGGCAACUAGAAAUAAAUGUGUUAAGGUUAAUUUGAAUAUCUUGGUGCGUAUGCAGAACAUGGAUAAAAGUCAUACAAUACAUUUUAGUAGUGAGAGAAAAGAUGUUGACAAAGCUGAACUCUCUUCCCCAGGUCACCAGAGCUGAUGUUGAAGUCCAGCCCUACGCCUUCACCACCAAGUCCUUGUUCGUCGGUCACAUGGAUUACAAAUACCUUCGUUGGCAGGUAAGAUGGCCUUUAUGCACUUACACGCUCCCCACGCCAGCUAUCUCCAGCUGGAAUAGAUUGGAAUAGUUAUAUAUUUGAUAUUCAUACACUUUCCCACCAGAUUUGUACUUGGUACGAAACUAGAUCACGACACAGAUACAUCAAGUACCCUUUGUAUGUCUGUAACCUCUUUAAGGAAUACCUGGGAUAGGAUCAAGUAAUCCUUCUACCCCACCCCCCAAAAACAUAAUUUUUUAUAGUUGUAAAGUGGUUAUCCCACUGGCUAUAAGGUGAAUGCACCAAUUUGUAAGUCGCUCUGGAUAAGAGCGUCUGCUAAAUGACGUAAAUGUAAAAUGUAAAUGUAAUGAGAAAUCAUGCACCACGCUGAACGUGUGUUGGAUAACCCCUACCACAAUAUCUGAGACCUUCAAUAAAGUACUCUAGAUAGUGUUAGUUUCUCUCUCAAUCACGAGUUGUAGAAUAUGAUUAACACCUGAACCAUUUCAUGUGUAUAGCUAACUCUAUAUGUGGCUGUAGGUGGUUGACACCCCAGGGAUCUUGGACCACCCUUUGGAGGAGAGGAACACCAUUGAGAUGCAGGCCAUCACAGCCCUGGCCCACCUGCGUUCUGCUGUGCUCUACGUGAUGGACGUCUCCGAGCAGUGUGGCCAAACCCUGGAGCAGCAGCUCGAGCUCUUCAACAACAUCCGGCCCCUCUUUGCCAACAAGGUCAGAGGUCAUGUGUUAUGGAGGCACCAUUGAUUACUUUUAAGACUGCAUCACAAAUGACACCCUAUUCCCUUUAUAGUGCACUACUUUUGACCAGGGUCUAUAGGACUCUGGUCAAAAGUUGUGGAUUAUAUAGGGAAUAGGGUGCCUAUUCAUGUGUUAUGGAAGCACCAUUGCUGACUUUUUAAAUGUAGCGCUAAGGUCGAUAGUUUUAAGCUUGUGAGUUACAGUCAACAGUUGUUCAGAAGUCAAAACCUUUCCCUUCUUUUAAAGCACCCUGCUAAAAUUGUGGGGGUGGAGCCUCUGGGCUUGGCUCUUGCGGGCAUGUGAGCACGGGUACACCAAGGAAGGAGAGAAAAGACACAGGGUCGCAAGUGAGGCUAGGACGGACCGCUUUCUUAAUGUCCAGUGUCCUUUGUCUCAAGGCUCUGUGCUACAUUAUUUCUCUGAAAAGGGCAAGGCAUCAUUAACCCUUUAGUCCCCAGUAGAAUUCUAGAAUGCUGCUUUUGAUUACUGAGAAUUUUCAAGUUAAAGCUAAUUUUCUCACACAUUUCAAACAAACAGACAUAGCUCAAGAACAAAUGACAAUUACAAGUGAACUUAGUUUUAAAGAGCUCUACCUCUUCUUUAAUAUGACAACACAUUCAUGUCAAUAGGAAUAACACUCAUUUUGUAAAGACCCACACUAUCAAAAAACUAACACAACACAGAACCCUAGAGUAUUUAAAUUGUAGUAAAUUUGACAAAAUUACUCACUCAAAAUGUACCAAGUAUAAUAUAUUAUACUUAUAAAUAUUAUUUUCAUAUAAAGAAAUUAUCCAACAUGUGACCAGAGGACAAUAUUCAGAAAGUAUUUCAAAACCCACACAAAGUAGGCUAUUUGAUUGACAACUAGGUGACCUCUCUCAAUAAGAUUUAGUACAGACCAGGCCUGACACAACAUGUAGAAAUAGUAGCCUGCUUUGACAAUUCAGUGAAUGCAACAAGUAUUAGAGACAGAUAAAGAGAGAAGAUACAAACGCAACAACUGUUCAGAGACAAUAAAAGAUUUGUAGGACAAAUUCAUAUUUCACAAUGUCACUUUAGUGUUUGCAUUUAGCCUACAACAUAUCAUGGAACUUCUAGAAGCACUGCCCCAUCCUGCAAAGUGGCACAGAACACAUAGAGCACCCAAAGGUGGUUUCUACACAUCUCCCACUCUUUGCCCUGCGUCCACUCCAGAUGCACACCACACAUCCUCUCUUGUGCCCUUCAAACUUCACCUGCUUUCAAAUGAGUUACAACUCGGUCCACACGCCCUGGUUCCACACUCUUGGCUCCCCUCUUCCUGGCACACAUACUUCCACCAUUUUCUGCCUGAGCGUCCAACAUUGUAAUAGCUCUUCAGUUGGUCAAGACGGUCAACCCCUAGAGGAGUAACAAAUAAGAUACAAUUGUGGUCAGGAACAUCAUUUACAUUUUAGUCAUUUAGCAGACGCUCUUAUCCAGAGCGACUUACAGUUAGUGAGGGCAUACAUUUUCAUCAUCUUCUCUCUCGCUCUCCCCACUCAACUCUUGCUUUCUUGCCUGACAGACUAACUACAGAGUUCACUAAUGUUAGCUGAUUAGUUAUGAAGCUGGGACAGUUUCCAGAUGAAUUGCAUUGGUAAAAACAGGACAAAACAAGCAACUUGUUAGCUGACUAUGGAAACAAAUAUCCAACUCAUCAUAUGAGCUCCACUGCGCGGACAUCUACUACCCCAACGCAACAGCUAAGCUGUCAAAACGAGGCGAUGUAUAUCCUAUGAAUAUCUGCACCUAGCAAACAUGACAAACCAUAAACUAAGCCCAGCAGAUAAACACAAAUGACUCUAGCCUUCAUUUCGGUGGCUAGUUAGCUGGUUGUCUGUAUUGCUAGCUAGGGAAAGUGACAGCUGAGGUUGACGCUUCGUGAGCGCAGCCCAAAUUUACCGCUACACACAACUUUUCUUUCCUGACAGACUCCCUGCCUGUGCCAUUAAACCCCUACAACUCAUCCAGAAUGCCGCAGCCCGUCUGGUGUUCAACCUUCCAAAGUUCUCUCACGUCACCCCGCUCCUCCGCACACUCCACUGGCUUCCAGUUGAAGCUCGCAUCUACUACAAGACCAUGGUGCUUGCCUACGGAGCUGUGAGGGGAACGGCACCUCCGUACCUUCAGGCUCUGAUCUGUCCCUACACCCAAACGAGGGCACUGCGUUCAUCCACCUCUGGCCUGCUGGCUCCCCUACCUCUGAUGUACUAGCCGGUACCAACCAAGUUAUCAUGACAUGACAGGACUUGCUAAUCUGAGAGCUAUUCCCCAAGUUUCACAGCAUCAAACAUCAACCACACUAAACGUAUAUAUGCUGUUUACUUAUUUCACUCACCUCGACAUAAUCGUUUUUCAAAGUGCAAGGACGGGUCCGAAUCCGUAUCACCAACCAACAUAGAUACAGCCUCUUUCACAGUGAAAAGUCGUGUCUGCUUUGGCGCCGUCUAUAAUAUAAAUAAUAAUAAUAUAAUAUGCCAUUUAGCAGACGCUUUUAUCCAAAGCGACUUACAGUCAUGCGUGCAUACAUUAUUAUUUUUUUGUGUAUGGGUGGUCCCGGGGAUCGAACCCACUACCUUAGCGUUACAAGCGCCGUGCUCUACCAGCUGAGCUACAGAGGACUAAGGCUGAGCUAUUUGACUAAUUAAGUUUAUUUAAAAUAUAUAUAUAUAUAUAUAUAAAUAAAAAAAUGGAAAGUCAAGUGACAGCGUACCCUGUUUCUGGUUUCACGCAUAUAUGACAAUAUUAUUGUAUUUUUCCCUCUAGCCUUUGCUCAUUGUGGCAAACAAGUGUGAUGUCAAGAAGAUCAGUGAACUCCCUGAGGAAGACCAGGUUCGUAGUUUUGUUCAUGUUCAUUAAUAUAUUCUCUAUCUUUACUUUGGCUGUAUUUCUUACCCCAGUUUACUUUGUCAUUCACUUCCAAGAUGGGACUUGCUAAUCAGGGUUUCCUGCUUUGUUUCCUCAGAAAAUCUUUGCUGACCUUAUUGCAGAGGGCAUCCCUGUCAUUGAAACCAGCACUUUGACUGAGGAGGGAGUGAUGACUGUGAAAACAGAAGUGAGCAGUCUAGUCCACUCUUCUGAUUACUAACAAUUUGUUAGUAACACAUUUUUGUAUUUUUUUAUAUAAAUUUGUUUAAAAUAAAUCGUACUCAUAUUUUCUUCAAUUUCAGGCCUGUGACAAACUUCUGGCCCAUCGUGUCGACGGCAAAAUGAAGGGAAAGAAGGUGCAUGAUGUGCUGAACAGAUUGCAUUUAGCAGUGCCUGCUAAGAGGGACGAGAAGGUACACUAAAUACUGUACUUCAUGUAGAGGUGUACAUCUUUCCACACUUAGUAAUUUGCCGAAGUUAAACAUGUUUGCAAGUCAUAAGCAUGAUUUGAUUGUAAUGGUAUAUACAUUUGGAUGUGAACAGGUGAAAUUGAGUGUGUCCUUUUUUAGAAAUGCUUGGACUGUUUUCUCAACACUAGGCAAGACCACCGUUCAUUCCAGAGGGAGCUAGGAUUGGCAGGAAAACAAUGCAGGUGGAUGCACCCAAACGCAAAACGGUAGAGCCAUACUAAUACUAGUAACAGUUGUGGAAGGAUGAUAUUGGAAGAGCCUUGGAUGUAGUCUGCGUGGGUUAUGUUGUGGUAAACAUGCAUUGUAAAGAGCUAGCUGUCUUCCUAAGUAUUAUUUCAUGAUUACCCAUUUCCAUCAUUGAUUUACAGGAGAGAGAUCUGGAGGUGGAGAUGGGAGAUGAUUAUAUCCUGGACCUACAGAGUAUGUAUUUUGACAUGUCAUCAACUUUAUAAAUAGCUUGUCUGAAAUGAUAUUGUGUACAUGGUUAUCAGCACACUUAUUUGGUCCAUUUUCUAUAAUACGUGAUAUUUCCUCCUUUUUUCAGAAUAUUGGGAUCUGAUGAAUCAAGAUGAGAAAUAUGAUGUGAUUCCUGAAAUAUGGGAGGGUCACAACAUUGCAGAUUAUAUCGACCCUGAAAUCAUGAAGGUGAGUGGGGCGUGAAACCACUGAUGUUGGCGACCAUAGUUAUUGAUGACCAGUAUGGAUAGGAUGUAGUGUUCUGCCACUAUAGCCGCCAACAUUGACUGAAAAAAGAUCAUUGACUAGAAUGGGGAUGCCUUUCUAGUGAUUUCAUGGAACCAUAGACUUGAAUGGGGAUGCCUGUUCUAUUCAUUCUAAUUCUAUGGCCACCACCUCUCCUAACAUCUCUCUCAUGCCCAUACAGAACCUGGAGGAUCUGGAGAAGGAGGAGGAGCUGAAGGAGAAGGCAGGGGAGUACGAGACUGAUGAGGAGAGCGAGGACGAGGAGAUGCAGGAGAUCCGUCAGCUGGCCAAACAGAUCAGAGAGAAGAGGAAGCUGAAGAUCGUCUGCUCCAAAGACAAGGAUGUGCAUGGCCCCAGACUACCCAGAACUGUCAAGAAGGUGACAUGGACAACUUGUUUAUAUGCAUAUAACUUUUAAAGUUAAUCUUGUUUUAUUUUCUGCUUUACUAAUCACUGGGCCAAAAUGUUAAACAUUUACAGGUUGAAAGAAAAACCCUGGAGAAAGAAAUGGGAGACCUUGGUCUGGACAUGACUGGCAAAGAUGACGUAAGUUGCUUUUCAUUUAGUUCUGUGCAUGUCAAGUAUAAUAUCUUAAUACAAGCUACAGACUGUAUUCUAUAUUCACACAUUGCUGCUCAUGUCCUUUCAGAGCCACUAUGCAGUGAAUGCCCGUAGAUCCCGGAGUGUUGGUGUUGCCAAGAAACGUAAGCGUGAGGCGUCUGUAGUUCCCACCUCUCGAACCCGCAGCCAGAGUGCCUCUCGUCCCCCACGCGACCAAUCUGGUGUUCGUGAUCCUAAGGUAUGCGAUGUAGGCUACUCUAUAUUUUCUUGUCAUCAGGUGAAAUGGUUUGUGUUACAAAUAUGCACAAUGCAUAUUGGGAAAGUGUUAGUCCCCUGGCUUAAAGAAACAUAAGCUUUGGAGAUGUUAUGAAGAUUGUGUUUGUCUGAAGUGGCACCCUAUUCCCUAUUAUUGGCCCUGGUCAAAGUAGUGUCCUAUAUAUGGAUAAGAGUUCCAUUUGGGACGCAACCUGUGUUUUGCUGAGGAUUUACAGAAAUUAUGAUUUCCUAUAUAGAUGGCGAAACAGGCCAAGAAGUUGAUGAAGAACCAACAGAAGGACAUGAACCGCCAGGGGAAGAAGGGAGAGGCAGACAGACAUGUAUUCGACCUCAAGCCAAAACAUCUUUUCUCUGGCAAGAGGAAGUCCGGAACCAACGAUCACAGAUAA
Coregonus sp. 'balchen' is the source of this 8472-nucleotide messenger RNA. The record is from the annotation of a GenBank genome assembly. NCBI's taxonomy places the organism in Eukaryota, Metazoa, Chordata, Actinopteri, Salmoniformes, Salmonidae.